CGUGUGUGUGUAAGGGGGCGUGUGUGUCUUAUGUGUGAGUGUGUGUUUUAAUCAUGAGCGCAGACCGCUGCACGAGCUCAGUUCUCUCUGUGCGCUCGAGCUCAGAAACUUUCCCGGUUGCAGCGGAGAUAAAAAGUGAUUUGUUUUCUUUUCCUUUCUCUGUGACAGAACAGGCAGCAGAUCUGUGCUCCUCUGUGCUGAUCCUCAUCAUGCACGUCUAGAGCCGCGCAUUUCUAGGCUUUAUUUUAUUUUACUUCUGCUUUUAUUGUAGCAUUAUUUCCCCUGGGAUUUAAGGAUGAGCUCGAGCCUGCUGUUGGACCUUUAACGCUAAAUAAGAUCUCACUGCAGCAUUGCACGCGCACAUUAACGGCUUUAACGUGUAACGUUUUUUAUUUUCGGUUCUUGGUUCUUGGGAAGAGACACAAAGCUUGCAUUUAGGUCCUGAAGAAGAACUUUACUGUGCGCCGCAUGGAUUUAUGACAGCGCCUGUGUGUGUGUGUGUGUGUGUGUGUGUGUGUGUGUGUGUGUGUGUGUGUGUGUGUGUGUGUGUGUGUGUGUGUGUGUGUGUGUGUGUGUGUGUUUCACAAGUGUCACUGUAAGUGUGUACAUGUGAAACUAGUCUGCAUCUUUCUCCACGUGCUUAGUAUUUUGUGAGGUUGCACCCUAGGUGUGUGUGUGUGUGUGUGUGUGUGUGUGUGUGUGUGUGCGCGCGCGUGUGUCAGUGACGGAAGGUGUCUUUUGAUUGCAAGUUAAACUAAGAAAUUUCUCCAAAAAUUCAUAUUGGAUUUUUCAGAAACUCAUUUGCAGCGACUUUGUUUUUAAUAGCUUUGUGUGUGUGUGUGUGUGUGUGUGUGUGUGUGUGUGUGUGUGUGUGUGUGUGUGUGUGUGUGUGUGUGUGUGUGUGUGUGUGUAUAAGGAGAAGUAUAUUGCUUCAUUCACUGCGUCCUGCUGCUUUUGGACAGGAGAGAUGUUUAGCAUGUACAGUGUGGUUAUGCUGAAGGUUUGAUCUGCCUUGAAAGAGAAAAUUGUGGGGUUCAGACUUGGAGCGCUGCUUUAUUAUUAUUUUUUUUAUUAUUAUUAUUAUUACUGUUAUUAUGUGUGCGCAUGUUCUUUCUGGAAUAAAAGGGAUUUAAAAAAAAAAAAAAAAACAGCUAAAAAUAAAAGGGAAAAUAUAUAUCCCGGCCCCUCCUGGUUUCUUUCUCCACAAAGAAAUCAUUUGAGCUUCCUACCGCAGGAGCCUGAACGGGGACGUAAAUAGUUUCAGCACCAUGUGGAUGUGAUUUUAGCACAGAGAGAGAGAGAGAGAGAGAGAGAGAGAGAGAGAGAGAGAGAGAGAGAGAGAGAGAGAGAGAGAGAGAGAGAGGGAGAACAGACUUUUUUUUAGAAGCUUUAAGACUUUGUGUUUUUAUGGGUCACUCCCUGCCAUGUGGUGCACGAACAUGACGGAGAAACACCAGGAAGCCGAGCUCCAUUGAAAGUAAAUGUUGGAGAGAGACCCCGACUCGUUGGUGUGAAGCGUUCUGGGAAGACGAGACAUGGGAUCCCAACCGGUGCUCCACACACUGAGCUUCAUCACCUUUAUCAUCCUCAUCAUCUCCUUCACCCUGCAGCAUGGCUUGGUGCAGGCUGACGACGUGCUGACGAAGGAAGAACAGCUGUACCUCAUCAUCAAUGCUAGGAACAAGUGUGAGAGCUCCAUAAAGUCCAGACACAAAACAGCAAGCGCCAGUAACUGCAUCCCCGCAUGGGAUGGCUUUGUCUGUUGGCCCUGAAGGAGUUCCAGGACGAACGGUGUCUGCUUCCUGUCCUGAGUAUGUCUAUGACUUCAACCACAAAGGCCAUGCCUACAGAAAGUGUGAUGUGAAUGGAAGUUGGAAACUCACUGCAGCGAACAAGACUUGGGCAAAUUACAGUGAAUGUGCAAAGUUCCUCUCACCCAAUGACUAUGAGAAGGAAGUGUUCGACAGACUAUACCUCAUCUACACUAUUGGGUACUCCAUCUCAUUCGGCUCUCUGCUGGUAGCUGUGGUCAUCCUCGGCUACUUCAGGCGUCUUCACUGUACGAGGAACUUUAUCCACAUGCACCUGUUCGUGUCCUUCAUGCUACGAGCACUUAGCAUCUUUGUUAAAGACGUUGUUCUGUAUUCGGGAUCCAACCUCGAGGAGACUCAGCGGAUCACAUUCGAGGAUCUGAAAUCCAUCACCGAGGCUCCGCCCAUUGAGAAGUCCAAGUUUAUCGGCUGUAAGAUCACAGUUACACUCUUCCUGUACUUCCUUGCGACAAAUUAUUACUGGAUCCUGGUGGAAGGCCUUUACCUCCACAGCCUUAUCUUCAUGACCUUCUUCUCUGACAGGAAGUACCUCUGGGGCUUUACUGUCAUUGGCUGGGGCGUCCCUGCAAUGUUCGUCGCUGUUUGGGCGAGUGUUCGGGCGACACUCGCUGACACAGAGUGCUGGGACCUGAGUGCUGGUAAUAUGAAAUGGAUUGUGCAGAUCCCAAUUCUAACAGCCAUCGCGAUUAAUUUCCUGCUCUUCUUGAACAUCAUCCGAGUUUUGGCUACGAAGCUAAGAGAAAGUAACGCGGGUCGCUGUGACAGCAGGCAGCAGUACAGGAAGCUGCUGAAGUCGACUCUGGUGUUGAUGCCGCUGUUUGGCGUUCACUACAUCGUGUUCAUGGCCAUGCCGUACACCGAGGUGUCUGGAGUUCCCUGGCAGAUUCAGAUGCACUGCGAGAUGCUCAUUAACUCCUUCCAGGGUUUCUUCGUUGCGAUUAUUUACUGCUUCUGUAACGGAGAGGUCCAGGCGGAGAUUAAGAAGUCAUGGAGUCGGAGGACGCUGGCGUUGGACUUUAAACGUAAAGCACGCAGCGGAAGCAGCACGUACAGCUACGGCCCGAUGGUUUCUCACACCAGCGUGACUAAUGUGACAUCGAGGCAGCGUGAUGUCAGCAUGAGGCUCACACCCGCUAACAAUAACGUUAGCACCAAUGGGCACCGGAACCUUCCGGGCUACGUGAAGAACGGCUCUGUAUCGGACCAGUCCAUCCCUUCUUCUGCUCAGGAACUCCACGUGCAGGAGGACGAACCGUCCAAGAUGGCGACGGAGGAAAAACCCACCCCAUUAGUCGAGGAGGAGCGGGAAACGGUCAUGUGACCUGUUGAAUGUUACAAAGAACCUCAGGAUCAAUCAGGCUCUCAGAGGAGUUUGCUAGCAUUGCUAAAUAAGCUAAAAGCCUAGCGUCUACGGGCUAACGAAGGGGCUCCGAAGCAGCAGCGGGAUUCAGAGGACGAUGUUCACGCUGCUGUCGGAUGAAGAAGAUAUUUAAUGUGUAUAAUAUUGUAUAGAUAUAUCGUGUAUAGUGAAAGGUGUGACUUCAUGGAGUGUUUGUUUUUCAGAAUCAGGUGUUUUUCCACCCUUCUGUAAUUAUUAUUGACCUCCUCAUGUAUUACAGAAAACUGCUCUUUUUGUCGUAGCUAAAAGUUUUGAAGGAACUGAAAACAACCUUUCGUAAUUUUUGCAGUAAACGUUUAAGGUUGCUGUGGUUUUCUUCAUGAGCUUCUCACACAGAAAUAGUUACUCAGACUCACACCACGACAUAAAUUAAGACAAAUCUUUUACAAAACGUAAAAAAAAAACACACGACCUUCUCGAACUACCCGUCUAUUCUAUUGAGUUAGCAAAAGACCGAUUGGAAACUGUAACGCAUUCAUACGGAUGAAUUCAAUUUUUUGUUUGUUUGUUUUAGAAAAUUUUCGAUUUUUGGAGUUUGUUGAUUUUUGGAGUGUUUAUUUUGAUCCCCUUGAGCAGAAACUCUAAUUCAUUUUGAAAACACGUCAGGUCUAUUUAUUUAUUUGUUUUUUUUUGUUUGUUUGUUUUGUAUUGUUUUGUUUACUUUUUUUACUUUAAAUGUAUUUGUAAAAGUCUAAAAUGCGUAAACUCGUUCAACUCUAUUCAUGUAAGUCAAAAUGUUUACAAAACUAACUAAAUAAAUAAAUAAAUAAAACAGAAAAAUGUUUGUGUUGUGAGCGAAAAAAGCGCUAAAGUUUCUGGAAUGUGAUGUCGGCUCGAUCCUUUUUGUUUGUUUGUUUGUUCGUUCGUUUUAACCGCGAUACUUUAACGUCUUUAAAGCUCAAGCUGAACGUAUUCCUUAGCUAGCUGUCCGAGCAUGUUAGCUAUCUGAGCUAACUCUAUACCUGAAAGAUUUUUCAUAUUGGUUAAGCGACAAAAAAAAAAAAAAAAAGUUAUUUUAUUUAAUUUACUGAAAAAAUUUUUUACUUUUAAAAAAUAUUCAU
Tachysurus fulvidraco (yellow catfish) is the source of this 4292-nucleotide messenger RNA. Its product is annotated as parathyroid hormone/parathyroid hormone-related peptide receptor. Gene Ontology annotation, molecular function: G protein-coupled peptide receptor activity; parathyroid hormone receptor activity; peptide hormone binding. Gene Ontology annotation, biological process: adenylate cyclase-activating G protein-coupled receptor signaling pathway; cell surface receptor signaling pathway; intracellular calcium ion homeostasis. Bases 1750 to 3153 code for a protein of 467 amino acids. Lineage: Eukaryota; Metazoa; Chordata; Actinopteri; Siluriformes; Bagridae. Gene Ontology annotation, cellular component: plasma membrane. The transcript is spliced from 13 exons. The record is from RefSeq and is a predicted model, not a curated record.